AUGGUGGCGAGACUUCGUCUCGGCAGGUUCAACCAAGCCACAAAGGAGACUCACUGGAAAGGCUCCAAGUCAAGGGAAUUAGGCGAUGGCUACAAGCUCAUCUACCAUGGCACAUCAAAUCGCAAUGGCGUUGGUAUCAUAUUGAACGAGUCGUUUAGAAAUAGCGUCACAGCGGUAGAUCGACUAUCCGAUCGCUUGAUGGCUGUAAAAGUAGAUACAGGAGAAGUGGAACUGCGAGUCGUAUCUGCUUAUGCGCCACAGAUAGGCUGUAGUGAAGAAGAGAAGGCUCGCUUUUGGGAAGAUCUUGAGCAGCACGUCCAAUCCCUGGAAGGCGAAGAAGUACUUCUAAUCAGAGGAGACCAACGGACAUGUCGGUUCUCGGAAAGACGGGUUCGAGAGUUGUCAUGGUGGAUACGGUUUUGGAGCUCGCAACGACGAUGGGUUGCAAAUCCUGGACUAGCGGCGAAGAGGGAGGAUAAGAAGGCAGUCUCCAAGGCGAAGUCGGACUGCCACAAGGCUGUGUACGACAUGCUUGAUACCAGAGAAGGGGAGCGGGCAGUGUAUCGUUUAGUCAGAGUGCGACAUCGCUCAACGUUGGAUAUGGAACACACCAAGAUCGUUAAGGGAGCUGAUGGAGCCGUUCUGCGCCGCCCUGGUCAGAUCCUGGAGAGAUGGCGAGAGUACUACAACCACUUGUGUAACGAAGAGUUCUGUCAUCCUCCGAUCUCAACUGUUCCCAGCUUCGAGGGUCCUGUUCUACCAAUUACUGCCGUCGAAGUCAGUGCUGCCCUCGCAAAAAUGAAGUGGAACAAGGUCGAACCGGUCCUGAUGACAUACCUGCUGACGUCUGGAAGCUGCUAG
Necator americanus (New World hookworm) is the source of this 861-nucleotide messenger RNA. RefSeq lists its product as uncharacterized. The transcript is spliced from 3 exons. Gene Ontology annotation, biological process: chromatin remodeling. The record is from RefSeq and is a predicted model, not a curated record. Bases 1 to 861 code for a protein of 286 amino acids. Lineage: Eukaryota; Metazoa; Nematoda; Chromadorea; Rhabditida; Ancylostomatidae. Gene Ontology annotation, cellular component: nucleus.